Molecule: messenger RNA, 2701 nt
Organism: Nicotiana tabacum (common tobacco)
Lineage: Eukaryota; Viridiplantae; Streptophyta; Magnoliopsida; Solanales; Solanaceae
Source: RefSeq, a predicted model, not a curated record
CUUUUAGCUAUUCUACACUCUACAGUAGCAAAUUUAAUGAAGUUGCAGCUCCUAUACUCGCUCACCAUUUUUUGGCCUGGUUUUGUAGCAAGUCAUGCAGCUAUAUCACCAGAAGUUUAUUGGAAAGUAAAAUUGCCCAACACUCAAUCCCCAAAGUCAUCAAGGAUUGCCUUCCCCAAGCAGAUAAUGAGAUUAAUGAGCUAAAACAAGGUAACACUGACACUAAGGAAAAAGUACACUAUGGUUUGCACAAAAAAAAAUGGUUAUGAUCGCGCUGCAAUGGAAGAUUAGGUUCGUGAGCUGAAACAAGAUAAUACUGCCAAUAAGGAGAAAGUAUAGUAUGGUUUGCGCAAACCAUAUGGUUAUGAUCGUACUGCUGCGGAGGAUGAGGUUCGUGAGCUGGAACAAGAUAGCACUGCCACUAAGGAGAAAGUAUACUAUGGUUUGCAUAAACCAUAUGGUUAUGAUUGUGCUGCUACAGAAGAUGAGGUUCAUGAGCUGAAACAAGAUAAUAUGGCCACUAAGGAGAAAGUAUACUAUGGUUUGCAUAAACCAUAUGGUUAUGAUUGUGCUGCUACAGAAGAUGAGGUUCAUGAGCUGAAACAAGAUAAUAUGGCCACUAAGGAGAAAGUAUACUAUGGUUUGCGCAAACCGUAUGGUUAUGAUCGUGCUGCUACGGAGAAUGAGGUUCGUGAGCUAAAACAAGACAACACUGCCACUAAGGAGAAAGUAUACUAUGGUUUGCACAAACCAUAUGGUUAUGAUCGUGCUGCUACAGAAGAUGAGGUUCAUAAGCUGAAACAAGAUAAACCGGCCACUAAGGAGAAAGUAUACUAUGGAUUGCGCAAACCAUAUGGUUAUGAUCGUGCUGCUUCAGAAGAUGAGGUUCAUGAGCUAAAACAAGAUAGCACUGCCACUAAGGAGAAAGUAUACUAUGGUUUGCAAAAUCCGUAUGGUUAUGAUCUCGCUGCUACGGAGGAUGAGGAUCGUGAGCUGAAACAAGACAACACUGCCACUAAAGAGAAAGUAUAUUAUGUUUUGCACAAACCAUAUGGUUAUGAUCGUGCUGCUACAAAAGAUGAGGUUUAUAAGCUGAAACAAGAUAAACCGGCCACUAAAGAGAAAGUAUACUAUGGAUUGUGCAAACCAUAUGGUUAUGAUCGUGCUGCUUCAGAAGAUGAGGUUCAUGAGCUAAAACAAGAUAACAUUGCCACUAAGGAGAAAGUAUACUAUGGUUUGCAAAAUCCGUAUGGUUAUGAUCUCGCGCUACGGAGGAUGAGGUUCGUGAGCUGAAAUAAGACAACACUGCCACUAAUGAGAAAGUAUAUUAUGUUUUGCACAAACCAUAUGGUUAUGAUCGUGCUUCUACAGAAGAUGAGGUUCAUGAGCUGAAACAAGAUAAUAUGGCCACUAAGGAGAAAGUAUACUAUGGUUUGCGCAAACCGUAUGGUUAUGAUCAUGCUGCUACAGAGAAUGAGGUUCGUGAGCUAAAACAAGACAACACUGCCACUAAGGAGAAAGUAUACUAUGGUUUGCACAAACCAUAUGGUUAUGAUCGUGUUGCUACAGAAGAUGAGGUUCAUAAGCUGAAAUAAGAUAAACCGGCCACUAAGGAGAAAGUAUACUAUGGAUUGCGCAAACCAUAUGGUUAUGAUCGUGUUGCUUCAGAAGAUGAGGUUCAUUAGCUAAAACAAGAUAACACUGCCACUAAGGAGAAAGUAUACUAUGGUUUGCAAAAUCCGUACGGUUAUGAUCGCGCUGCUACGGAGGAUGAGGUUCGUGAGCUGAAACAAGACAACACUGCCACUAAGGAGAAAGUAAAUUAUGUUUUGCACAAACCAUAUGGUUAUGAUCGUGCUGCUACAGAAGAUGAGGUUCAUGAGCUGAAACAAGACUAAACGGCCACUAAAGAGAAAGUUUACUAUGGUUUGCACAAACCAUAUGGUUAUGAUCGUGCUGCUACAGAAGAUGAGGUUCAUGAGCUGAAACAAGAUUAAACGGCCACUAAAGAGAAAGUUUACUAUGGUUUGCACAAACCAUAUGGUUACGAUCGUGCUGCUACAGAAGAUGAGGUUCAUGAGCUGAAACAAGCUAACACUGCCACAUAGGACAAAAUAUACCAUGGUUUGAACAAACUGUAUGGUUAUGAUCGUGCUGCUACGGAGGAAGAGGUUCAUGAGCUAAAACAAGACAACACUGACACUAAGGAUAAAGUAUACUAUGGUUUGCACAAACCAUAUGGUUAUGAUUGUGCUACUACAGAAGAUGAGGUUCAUGAGCUGAAACAAGCUAGCACUGCCACUAAGGACAAAGUAUACUAUGGUUUGCACAAACCAUAUGGUUAUGAUCGUGUUGCUACAGAGGAUGAGGUUCGUGAGGUAAAACAAGAUAACACUGCCACUAAGGAGAAAUUAUACUAUGGUUUGCACAAACCAUAUGGUUAUGCUUGUGCUGCUAUAGAAGAUGAGGUUCGUGAGCUGAAACAAGAUAACACGGCCACUAAGGAGAAAGCAUACUAUAGCUUGCACAAACUAUAUGGUUAUGAUCGUGAUGCUAUAGAAGAUGAGGUUCGUGAGUUGAAACAAGAAAACACUCCCACUAUGGAGAAAAUAUAUCAUGGUUUACACCAACGUUAUUGUGGGGAAUAAACCACUUGCCAAAAUAAUAUUCACGGUAAUAAAAGUGGAAUAAUAAUGUAGUA